Messenger RNA from Trichoderma aggressivum f. europaeum, 831 nucleotides. RefSeq lists its product as uncharacterized. The record is from RefSeq and is a predicted model, not a curated record. The coding region runs from base 1 to 831 and encodes 276 amino acids. Lineage: Eukaryota; Fungi; Ascomycota; Sordariomycetes; Hypocreales; Hypocreaceae. The transcript has a single exon.
AUGCCGACUCCUUCAGUGCUCCUCGAGACACUUCUUCCCGUGAACGCCGUUAGGCUUGGACGCCUUGUCCUCGAUGUUCGAAACCCAGAACAAGAUUUCUUCGAGCCCGACGAAUCUACUACUAAAGUCGUUAUUGCUCAACAGCUCGACAACUUCAGCUAUUCUUCAAAACAGGGGGCAUCUUCCGGCCUCCAUUUAAUACUCUCAACUCUCAUCUCUGGACAACGCAGUUCCGAAAAUUGCUCCAAAAUCGACCUCUCAUCCUCCAUCUGCAUCACUCGUCGGCUCGAAAACUCUGGCCAAUUCUUUGGACAGCUAUGCGAGGAUAGCAAGACCAGAUAUUGGCUAGAGCGGGCACUUAGGAAGAGACAAGACGUUUAUCUUGUCACUGGGACGAGAACAGUCGCGGAUGCUAAGAUUGGCAUAACUGAAAGCAAAAGCAGGUCCUCGGAAGGGAAAGCCCAAGUACCAGCAAGCCUGGCCGCAGGUGCGGUAGGGAUUCCUUUCCCUGAUGGCGUUUUGGAUAUCGGUACCGAGAUAAAGCGAUCCGUGGAUGGUUCCGAUCAAACAGACUUCGUUGCUCCUGGAGAGCAGAUCUUUGCUGUUCAAUAUCGCAAGGUACGCGUGUCUUGGUUCUCCAACAAGGAUGUAGACCGCGCAUCCCUUGAAUCUGGCAAUCGCUGGAAAGUCUACCUGGGAGCUAGAGGAGAAGGUGAUGAAGCUGCUGAAAAGGUUGUGGAUAUGCAAGUGGGAGAUUACGUUCAGAAUGAGGAUUUUGAUGAAAGUUAUGAAUUGUUAGAUGGUAACGGUGAUACGUAUCUGCGUUUCUAG